Molecule: messenger RNA, 727 nt
Organism: Cylicocyclus nassatus
Lineage: Eukaryota; Metazoa; Nematoda; Chromadorea; Rhabditida; Strongylidae
Source: the annotation of a GenBank genome assembly
GCUUUUAUAGGCCAUGCUCCAAUCGAGAGUGCUUUCCUCUCAAGCGAUGCUUCAUGCUGUCUAUAUCACUUUACUUUCUCCAGCAUUGUCCAACCUGCUCGACUGUACACAUGGUUUUGUUGGAAGAAAACAGGACGGACCAGACGUGGAAUUUGUGUCGGUGAACGAUACGCGUAUUUGUGCUGCACAUCUCUGCAUCAAAGUGAUCGUCCACGCUGGUACAGAUGCAAAGGGUGUCCUGCGACAAGGGAUCUCCUCUCGUUGUGGCUACACUGGAGGAGAUCGUUCAACGUGUUCACGUAUUGAAGGCUGUUCAAGUAUACCAUUCUACGAUGGCAUGACAGGGAAUUUUUCCUUCUGCUGUUGCUAUGCGGACUACUGCAACGCUGGAUCUCUAGACGAGCUUGAAGGAAUCUAUGCAACGAAUAUAGGAAACAGCCCAAUAGGAUUCGCCUAUGGAUUGUACACUGUCUUAACUUUGGCUACAUUAAUUCAAUGAUUUGCGUUUGUGCACUGAGAACGGGUAGCUUUCUGCUAUCCGAACCUACUUUUGCGAAGAGAUUCUGCCCCUUUCGCAGUGCCAACUGCGACAGGCUUUGAUAGAUUAAGGAGUCAAUUUGAACCCACUAAAAAAUUCGGCUUACUUGUUCACCGAUAAGUAUAAUUCACCUGUUUACUUCGAACUUCCCUAAGACCUAUCGAGAUAGGUAAGGCCGAUCUUUCGUUC